Molecule: messenger RNA, 1889 nt
Organism: Pomacea canaliculata
Lineage: Eukaryota; Metazoa; Mollusca; Gastropoda; Architaenioglossa; Ampullariidae
Exons: 5
Coding region: 1134-1889 (251 amino acids)
Source: RefSeq, a predicted model, not a curated record
GAGUGAGACGGUUGUUGUGGACGCUGGGCUGACGAGGACAAGUAAUUCAAUGUGUCGCUCCACGGGGAGAGCAGUGUCAACAGUCUGUUGUGACAGUUGUCAUGUCACCCGAUCAGCACCCGCCGAUUGGUUGUCUUUCUCGUGAUUAAUCGCAGCUUUUAUUUGGGUGUGUGCAAUGUGUGUAUCCUGUCACCCCACUGUCACCUGGCUCGUCAUUGUCGUCAAGACUGCCAGAAAGCGAGUCUACCCGUCUGGUGCUGCUGCCAGCAGGAUGGGGUGGGGACGGAUCAUUCUCACUGUGUCAUAUGAUGUCUGUGAGUCGGGUGGGGACGUGAGCUCGCCAGCUUGUGUCACACCUGUCAACUCCUGCACCUCACCCACCCGCACUGACACGGCAAGGCACGUGACAGUCAGUCACUGCCACCUGGACUUACAGCGGUACACGGGUUGUAGCGGGCCUCGUCCGAUACUGCCAAGGGGUCCACCCUCCCACACCUGUAGUAAAUGGCAUAAAGGUCAUUUCUAAACUUUGAGGCGGUUGGUGGAGAGGUUUUAGACGACCUCCCACCAACUUCCUUUCCUCGGAAUCAGCCCUCCCUCUCACUGCCUUACCUCCUCCAGCCCUCUGUGGAGUCGGAUACACAUUUCCAACAGCUUGGUCCACACUUGGCAGCUUUCUCCACACAGGUACCGAACCGGCCCGCCUUAGGGUUUGGACACCAGGGCUGUAACCACUUGCCUGUCUGCUUUCUCCAAAAUAGAAUGAUUUUUUUUUUUUGUCUCACGUUGGCUGAAACUAUCGACUGAUGGCGGGUGGACGUGCAGUUAGUCACCGUUAGUCUCUCACACACGACUUCUACCUUCUACACACGAGCUCAUGAACCCAGUGUUUGAGUCUUGCAAUCAAUGAUUACUACAACACACUUAUUUUAAUGAGCGUUGUGAGGGUAUGAUUGUACCCCGGUGUUUAUAAUGGUCUAAACUCGGCUCCACGCUGAUUGGCUGGCUCCUCCUGAAGGUACAGGUGUGUUGGGAAAGCGGCGAGGAGCGAAGGUGUGCUGCACCCGGUCUCUCUCACCUUGUUCUCGUGAUACGAGUCCCCGACAGGCCUUUCAGGCCUGACUAAUUUGUACAUGAUGAGCGCAAAUGCUCCUCCCGUCAGCGGAGUACAUGCCAGACCCCGCGCCCCUCAGAGAAACGGAAUGGAACCGAGAAACGACUUUGACCUCUCGACGACGAAGAGAGGUGAGAAGAGCCGAGACGACCUGUUGCUAGGUGACAAGAGGGUGCUUCGCGCCUGGACAGCCAGACUACGGGGACGACUGUGGCGAUGGCGUCGAUGUCUUCUGUGCGUUGUCUUGCUUGUCGGCGUCCUCAUCGUCAUGUGCGAAAUAAGGCCGCCAUGUUUGUGGUCCUAUCUGCUGUUCAAGCGCUUCCCCAAGCUACAGGCGCACGACGCCAAAGACGUUACCAUAGUAACCGCCUACUUCAACCUGGGGAAGGCGCCAACGGCCGGCAAGACCUUCUCCCUCUACAAGUACCUCACGUGGGCCAGCGUCUUCCGGCAUCUGCAGAACCCUCUCGUCGUCUACACGGACUCGGAGCAAAUGCGCAAUAUGCUUGUGGAGACGAGGCGCCACCUGUCCAACAACACGCUAGUCAUCUUCAUCACCAGGUCUCAGCUGAAGGCUUUCCGCCGGGUGGAGGAAAUAAGAAGCAUUUUCCGCUCCCCCGACUACCCCAAGUACCCGCCCAACACCGUCGUUGCCGAGUACCCGUGCAGCCAGCACGCCAAGCACGAGCUCGUGAAAGACACAUCGACAAGAGUUACUUCCCUGGACCAGGUACAUCGCAUGGCUGGACAUCGGCUACUUCCGGUACCUCACUGA